Molecule: messenger RNA, 2682 nt
Organism: Fulmarus glacialis (Northern fulmar)
Lineage: Eukaryota; Metazoa; Chordata; Aves; Procellariiformes; Procellariidae
Product: toll-like receptor 2
Exons: 1
Coding region: 1-2625 (874 amino acids)
Biological process (GO): toll-like receptor signaling pathway; immune response; inflammatory response
Cellular component (GO): membrane
Molecular function (GO): transmembrane signaling receptor activity; protein binding; triacyl lipopeptide binding
Source: RefSeq, a predicted model, not a curated record
AUGAGGAUCCUUAUUGGAAGCCUUCACUUCUACUUCAUUUCUUUCUUAUUCAGUAGAGCAAAUGGAUUCCUAACUCUGAGAACACCUACAGCCUAUGCCUUCCCAUUUUAUAACUACUCCUAUUUGAACCUCUCUUCUGUAUCAAAAGCACAAGCUCCAAAAACGGCAAGAGCUCUCAAUUUCUCACAUAACGUAAUUGAAAAAAUAACCAAGAGAGACUUGGAAGGUUUCGACAUGCUGGAAGUUUUAGACCUUUCCUACAAUCAGAUUAAGGACAUUGAACCUGGUGCGUUUGAGAGGCUGCUCAGCCUUGUUUCUGUGAAUUUAUCAUUUAAUGAUAAGAAACUUCUCGUAUCGGGUCUUCCACCCCACCUGAAGCUCUCACCCGCUAGCGAAGCCUCAGGGUCUUUACAGCUUUAUAAGUAUUUUGACAAAUCACCAGAGGCUGCUCUGGAGCCUUCUGCAUCCGCCGAGGAGCUGCCGCAUUCGGGAGGUCCGUCUGUCCUGCAAAACGUUCACCUGAGGCCCAGACGAAGUACAGAGCAUCUUCUUCGAAGGGCAGAGAAAAAUGUAACCGUCUCUCCAACAGCUGCAUUAAGGCCUAAUUUCUGUGGAGCACCAAUAAAUGGGAUACUCGAUCUGUCAAACAGCAAACUCUGCGAGGAAGAGCUGACAUUAAAACUGGAUCCGAAUCUCUGCCAAGCUCAGCUGGAGAGUAUUUUGGAGCUUGACAUUAGUCACACUGACCUGGAAAUGGAUCUUCUAUCGCUCUCCGUCCUGUUUUUGCCAAUGAAAAACGUGCAGUCCGUUGAUGCCAGUUACAACAAAUUAACAAUUAAUGUUCUAGACGCUGAGGCGAUCUGUAACUUCCCAUUCAGCAAGCUUUUGUUUCUAAAUAUUAGCAACAAUCCCAUAAACAGCUUGGAUACGCUGUGUCUCCCUUCAACCAUCAAGGUAAUUGAUUUGUCCUUCACCAACAUAAGUCAAAUACCCCAAAAUUUUGCUAAAAAAAUGUUUAACUUAGAAAACAUGUAUGUUCAAGGAAAUGACUUCAUAUAUACCGUACGUCCAGAAAUCACUAACGCAGUUACCAAAUUUCCCCCUGGGACUGUACAUAUUAAUGCCAUUUCAUUUGUCAGAAACCAGGCUGGCACACCCAUCGAAAGCCUUCCGAAGAAAGUAAAACACCUGAAAAUGUCCAACUGCUCCAUUGUAGAACUGCCAGAAUGGUUUGCUGGCACAAUGGAAGAAUUAUUAUUUUUGGAUCUCAGCAGCAACCGGAUUGCUGUGCUUCCUGACCUACCUACCUCCCUGCGGCAUCUCGACAUAAGCAACAGCGAUAUUAAAAUAAUACCCCCUAGUUUUAAAUCUGUCUCCAACUUAACAAUAUUUAAUAUUCAAAAUAAUAAAAUUACGGAUAUGCAUCCAGAGUACUUCCCACUGACUUUAACAAAAUGUGAUAUUAGUAAAAAUAAGUUGAACCUGUUGUCAUUAACUGACGCCCUGCAGAAACUCGAAUAUCUUAAUGUUUCUGGAAACCUAAUCACCAGACUGGAAGCCGCCAGCCACCUUUCUGCCCUCACUAAUCUGGACAGUAGUCACAACCUAAUUUCAGAACUCCCUGAUCGCUUUGGGGAAUCUCUUCCAAUGCUGAAAUAUUUUAAUUUGUCAGGGAAUAAGAUCUCCUUUCUACAGCGUGGCUCUCUCCCGGCUUCUCUGAUUGAGUUAGACAUCAGCAACAACGCCAUUACUACCAUCGUGGAGGACACUUUUGGCCAGUUGACAAGUUUGAGUGUUUUGACUGUUCAAGGUAAACAUUUUUUUUGCAACUGUGACUUGUACUGGUUUGUGAAUGUCUACAUCCACCACCCCCAUUUGCAGAUAAACGGCAAAGGACAUCUCAGGUGCAGCUUUCCACCAGACAGAAGGGGCUCGUUGGUGGAGAGCAGCAACCUCACGCUUCUGCGCUGCUCCCUGGGCAUCCAGAUGGCUAUUACAGCUUGCGUUGCCAUCCUGGUUGUUCUGGCGUUAACAGGCUUAUGCUGGCGGUUUGAUGGGCUGUGGUACGUGCGAAUGGGUUGGUACUGGUGUAUGGCGAAGAGGAAGCAGUACGAGAAGAGGCCAGAAAACAAGCUCUUUGAUGCCUUCGUUUCAUACAGUGAACAAGAUGCACACUGGACGAAAGAGAAUCUACUGGAAAAACUGGAAACUGACGGAUUCAGGAUAUGUUACCAUGAGAGGGAUUUCAAACCGGGGCAUCCUGUACUCGGUAACAUUUUUUACUGCAUAGAGAACAGCCAUAAAGUCCUUUUUGUUCUCUCUCCCAGUUUUGUAAACAGCUGCUGGUGUCAGUAUGAACUGUAUUUUGCCGAGCAUCGGGUGCUGAAUGAAAAUCAGGAUUCCCUCAUCAUGAUUGUGCUGGAAGACCUCCCGCCCAACAGCGUGCCGCAGAAGUUCAGCAAACUCAGGAAACUGCUGAAAAGAAAAACCUACUUAAAGUGGAGCCCUGAGGAACACAAACAGAAAAUGUUCUGGCGUCAGCUAGCAGCUGUCUUAAAAACAACCAACGAACCACUUGUGAGAGCAGAAAACGGAUCCGCUCAGGAUAUGUACGAGAUGGAAUGAGAUACAAGAAGGUGUAAAGGUUGUCCUGGAAAGUCUGUGGUCAAAUAAAAGCAUUUC